AUGUCGUAUUACGGCCAACAACCAGCAGUACCACCAAAUCUUCAGCAGAUUUUCAUGUCUGUUGACAAAGAUCGAUCCGGCCAAAUUAGCGCUGAUGAAUUGCAAAGAGCGCUCUCAAAUGGUACCUGGAAUCCGUUUAAUCCUGAGACUUGCCGAUUGAUGAUUGGAAUGUUCGAUUCAAAUGGAGAUGGAGCCAUCAAUUUUGGAGAGUUCCAGGCGCUUUGGAAAUAUAUCAAUGAUUGGACUAACUGCUUCCGUGGAUUUGAUACUGAUGGGUCUGGAAACAUUGACAAAAACGAAUUGCAAAAUGCUUUGACCCAGUUUGGCUACCGUCUUUCCAACGAAUUCUACAACAUUCUUAUGCACAAGUUUGACCGAACACACUCAAAUGUCAUCAAUUUUGACGACUUCAUCCAACUUUGUGUUGUUCUCCAGACGUUAACCGCAGCAUUCCGUGACGUUGAUACUGACCGUGAUGGCGUCAUCACCAUCGGCUACGAGCAGUUCUUAACAAUGGUCUUUUCCUUGAAAAUGUGA
Messenger RNA from Caenorhabditis bovis, 537 nucleotides. The record is from the annotation of a GenBank genome assembly. Lineage: Eukaryota; Metazoa; Nematoda; Chromadorea; Rhabditida; Rhabditidae.